Messenger RNA from Penicillium cataractarum, 1047 nucleotides. RefSeq names its product phenylacetaldoxime dehydratase family protein. Lineage: Eukaryota; Fungi; Ascomycota; Eurotiomycetes; Eurotiales; Aspergillaceae. The transcript has a single exon. The coding region runs from base 1 to 1047 and encodes 348 amino acids. The record is from RefSeq and is a predicted model, not a curated record.
AUGUGGAGUGUUCAACUUUCGUCUAUUGAGCCUUUUGUAUACUCCAUCUUCGGGCUUCAGUAUCCUCUUGGGCAGCCAACGCACGAACAAAAGGCCUGUCAAGCAAAAUUUGAUGAUCUAAUCGCCAACCAUGCGAGCCAUAUCGAUCGCCUGCUCCAAGACGGAUGUGCAGUCUCCAAGCAAGGAAAAACUUUCAUAUGGCUCGGCUAUUGGAAGACGCGAACGGAAUAUCUCAACUGGUGGACUAGCGAUGUAGUCACCGAUUUCUGGACACAGCUAUCGCCAUAUGCAGGGAUGUGGAGAGAGAUCAUGAUGCCAAGUACAACACGUACUCAGUAUGGGACCAAUCAACCCAAGUCUUCUGGUCUCGGUCAUCUGGGACCUCCUACAAGCAUGGGGAAAAGGUCUGGGUACUGGGGCUGUUAUCGACAUCGAAUGUCUGCUUCCCAGGAUGAUAACUUUGCGACACAUAUUGAAAAAGAUAUCGUUGCACGCCGCUCACCCCACGAUACCCACGAUGAGCUCCCGAUCAGAGCCGGACGCCUAUUCCUGGCAAAUCUUCCGGACAACAUCUGUUUCGUCGUGGAGGGCCAAGACCAUUCGGAUGUUUCAGACGCGGAGAAUGAAUUCUGGUUCAGAAAUUUCGACCAGUCAGUCGAACGAUGGAUGAAAGAUCUACUGUCCGCUGAUGAAAGUUCUGGCAUCCUCGACAGCAGACUCUGCUAUGACCCAGAGAGCGGUAUAUUUCGAGAGUCAGACUUGCCCGCCUUGGACUACAAUAAGAAGGUGCAGCUCUUCUACUUCAAAGACUUGAGGCAUAUGGAGACUAUUGGGCGCCGUAACAAAGGGCACGUUGACCUGCGGCACCGUUUCAUGCGUGCUUACGGACCCGGUGGGGAAAUGAGCUCUGGCAAGGUCUGUUUGUGGGUAGAAACGACUGUACUUAAAGGCAACGAAAUAGAAUGCGAGUAUGUAGGGUGCUUGGAGGGUACGGGUUGGAUGGCUCUAGCCGGACGCCCGGUAUUUCCAGUUGAAUACCGUGAUUGA